AUGUAUUUUGAUUACAAUGAUUACUAUAAUGGUUCUUAUCCAGAGAUGAUGUCUUGGAAGGUAGAUAGUGAUUGUUGUUCUUGGGAUGGGGUCACAUGUGAUGCAGAGAAUGGUGAGGUGAUUGGCUUAGACCUGAGCAACAGUUGGCUUUAUGGGCCUCUCAACUCUAACAGCAAUCUCUUCAGUUUGCGUCACCUUCGGAAACUCAACCUUGACUCCAACAACUUCUCUUCCUCCACAAUCCCAUCUGAAUUUGGCCAGCUUGUGAGGUUAACCCAUCUCAACCUCUCUUUUUCCUUCUUACAUGGCCCAAUUCCAUUGGAAAUUUCAUGGCUAUCCAAUUUGGUUUCACUUGAUCUCUCCUUCAAUUAUUUUAAGUACUUUGUUGGUGGUGAUUAUUAUUAUAAAUUGUUGGAUCUCAGAAGAAUUCAUCUUGAAGCACUUUUCCAGAACAUGACAUAUUUGAGAGCGCUUCAUCUAAACAAAGGUAAAUUUCCCUCAGAUAUUUUCCUGUUGCCCAAGAUACAAGUCAUUAAUCUAUCAUAUAAUCGAGAACUCGUUGGUUUUCUUCCCAAAUUUUGGUCUUUUAGUUCCUUAAAGGAAUUGCGUCUUUGGACAACAAAUUUUUCUGGGGAAUUUACCAAUUCAAUCGAUAACCUUGGGUCCUUGAAUGUUUUGGAUCUUUCCGAAACAAAUUUAUUUGGGGAAUUGCCCAAUUCAAUCAGCAACCUCAAGUCCUUGAAUUAUUUGGAUCUUAGUUCAAGUAAUAUUUCAGGGGCAAGUCCCCCUUCUAUUGGAAACCUAUCACAACUUACUUACCUUUCCCUCUCAUAUAACAAUUUACAUGGCCAACUUCCUUCCACAUCGGGAAACCUUGCAAAACUCACUCAUUUGAGUCUUGACAAUAUCCUUUACUAUCGGGAAGUACCAUCUUUCUUGGGAAAUCUUACACAACUAGAAGACUUAAGCCUUUCGAAUAACAAUUUUGACUGUGGCUUCCCAAUUUGGCUAACAAAUAUUACUAAACACCGUUCGAUAGUUUUCUUGAGAAAUCAGUUGAAAGGGAAAAUCCCAUCCGAAAUAAGUAGACUUCCUAAUUUGUCAAGCCUUGACUUGUCUCAAAGCUCAUUCAUAGAGGCCAUUCCCUCGGUUUUGUUUACAAUCCCUUCAUUGUAUACACUAGUUCUAGAUCAAAAUCAGCUCAUUCUCCCUCUCAAAUUCCAAAAUAUCUCUUUAUCACCACUAUAUUACCUUGGGUUGAGUGAAAACAAAAUGAAUGAAUUGAUGCUAGGGUCAAUUGUCAAUUUCACUAAGUUACAAUACCUACGACUUUCUUCAAUCAACCUAGAGGGCAUGGUGGAAUUGAACAAUUUCUUCAAGCUUAAAGAGCUUCAGUCUCUUGAUCUUUCAGGUAACGAAGUAUUUGUUUCAAAAGCAAACAUCAAUUCAACCCUUCCCAAAUUUUCAUCUUUGUGGUUGUCUUCAUUCAAUUUGUCUAAAUUUCCAACUUUUCUAGAAGCCCAGAAUGAAUUGCAAAAUUUAGACCUUUCCAACAACGACAUUGAGGGUAACAUACUUUUGGAAUGUUGGAAAAGAGACAUUGGAAUACCUAAAUCUUUCCCAUAA
This is a messenger RNA of Quercus lobata, 1626 nucleotides long. Its product is annotated as receptor-like protein 7. Gene Ontology annotation, molecular function: protein binding. Lineage: Eukaryota; Viridiplantae; Streptophyta; Magnoliopsida; Fagales; Fagaceae. Bases 1 to 1626 code for a protein of 541 amino acids. The record is from RefSeq and is a predicted model, not a curated record. The transcript has 2 exons.